This is a messenger RNA of Conger conger (European conger), 4575 nucleotides long. Its product is annotated as calcitonin gene-related peptide type 1 receptor-like. Gene Ontology annotation, molecular function: adrenomedullin receptor activity; calcitonin receptor activity; calcitonin gene-related peptide receptor activity. Lineage: Eukaryota; Metazoa; Chordata; Actinopteri; Anguilliformes; Congridae. Gene Ontology annotation, cellular component: plasma membrane. Gene Ontology annotation, biological process: angiogenesis; adenylate cyclase-activating G protein-coupled receptor signaling pathway; cell surface receptor signaling pathway. The transcript has 14 exons. Bases 292 to 1758 code for a protein of 488 amino acids. The record is from RefSeq and is a predicted model, not a curated record.
AUCACUGAGUCUGACAGCAGCUCCAACUUCACCAACAUUUCAUUGUACCCUGGAUUCGGUGUGCGUCAUUGUUCCAUACGCGCCUCAGACACUGCGCCGUGGAAACUGGGGACUCGUUUCUUAUUAAUGUUGGGGAAACCAACCACUAUCCAUCGACAGUGAUCUACUCCAGCCGGUGUAAUCAGUCGGACUCGGACUUUUCCCUCUCAGGUGAAGUGGAGGCCUCCUGAAAAACAGAAAGUGUGUUGAGGAUGUUGAACAGUGGAAAACUCAGUCACAGUUUCCAAGUGGAUGUGUGUUAAACAAACGAUUAUUGGUCACUGUGGACGCUCUGACAUGGCAAAGAUGAAAACAGAAGGGUGUUGGAUUGUUUCACUCCUGGUGCUGUGUUCUGUCACAGAGCGUUUUGGGGUCGUUUGUGCUCACCAGAAUGAGACGUACGAGGAAGAACCACGGAAUGUGUACCACGACAUCGGAGUCACCAGGAAUAAGAUUAUGACCGCCCAGUUUGAGUGCUACCAGAAAAUUAUGAAAGACCCCAGCCACAAUAAGAAAGGUCCCAUGUGCAGUCGGACCUGGGACGGAUGGCUGUGUUGGGACGACACAGAGGCGGGGAUCACCUCAGAACAGCACUGCCCCGACUACUUCCACGACUUUGACCCUUACGAGAAGGUGACAAAGAUCUGCAAUGAAAAUGGCCUUUGGUUUUCACACCCACAGAGUAACAGGACGUGGACUAACUUCACCCGCUGCAACGAGCACACAAUCGAGAGCAGAGUGACAGCAAUGAACUUGUUCUACUUGACCCUAAUCGGCCAUGGCUUGUCAUUGAUUGCAUUGUUUAUUUCACUGGGAAUAUUUUUCCAUUUCAACAGCUUAAGUUGCCAAAGGAUAACGCUCCACAAAAACCUGUUCUUCUCCUUUGUGUUGAACUCGAUCAUCACCAUCAUUUCAUUGACAGCAGUUGCCAACAACCAGGAGUUGGUACAGCAGAAUCCUGUGAGCUGUAAAGUGUCCCAGUUUAUUCAUCUCUACCUGCUCGGCUGCAACUACUUCUGGAUGCUGUGUGAGGGCAUCUACCUGCACACUCUCAUCGUUGUGGCCGUGUUUGCUGAGAAGCAGCACUUAAUGUGGUACUAUCUCCUGGGAUGGGGAUUUCCAUUAAUACCGGCGACUAUUCAUGCUAUCGCUCGCAGCUACUACUACGACGAUAACUGCUGGAUCAGUUCCAACACGUCCCUGCUGUAUAUCAUCCAUGGACCCAUCUGUGCCGCGUUAUUGGUGAACUUGUUUUUCCUGCUGAACAUUGUGCGUGUCCUCAUCACCAAGCUGAAGGUGACACACCAGGCCGAAUCCAGCCUGUACAUGAAGGCGGUCCGCGCCACACUCAUCCUGGUGCCUCUGCUCGGGAUCCAGUUUGUUCUCCUGCCCUACAAACCCCAAGGACGUGUCUCCUCAGAGGUCUACGACUACGUCAUGCAUAUUCUGAUGCAUUACCAGGGGCUGUUGGUGUCCACCAUUUUCUGCUUUUUCAAUGGAGAGGUGCAAGGUGUGCUGAGGCGACACUGGAAUCAGUACCGCAUCCAGUUUGAUGGAAACUUUGCCCACGCCGACGCCAGGUCCACGUCCUACACGGCGUCCUCCAUCACCGAGGUCCAGGGCUGCUACAGCAUCGACGGACACUCGGAACACUUAAACGGCAAGAGCUACCACGACAUGGAGACCACCAUCUUAAGAACGGAGCACCCGUUCGCCUGAGACUCCGCCCCUCCCGCCGACGGCAUCCCGCGGUGCAGGAGACCGGAGGAUUCCACGGCGAAUGUUGCACAACACACCAGGAAGUCCCCAUUACUUCCUGUAUGCCUAUAUGAACAGGAAGUCCCCAUUACUUCCUGUAUGCCUGUAUGAACAGGAAGUCCCCCUUACUCCUUGUCUGAACAAGAAGUCCCCAUUACACCCUGUAUGAGGAGGGAAAAAAAGGUUUCACUGUCUUAUAUUCUCGCUGAAUGAUGUUGUGUGGCUCAUCGUCACGCAGAAGAAGCAGGUGCUUCGUUUUGACAGGGGGAUCCUUUGAGGACUCUUCAUGACAGGCUGUAGGAAUUAAUAUAUCAUAUGAAGAUAUCAUAAGCUGCUCCUUACUGCUUAUCUCUGAAAGGUAUGUACAUACUCUGGAUGUCUGUCUCAAAGUGAAGCACUGUACUCUCCUCUCCUUUCCGAAAGAGACACCCCUCACCCGUCCUCUUCACAACUCCUCAGGCUUGUGUGAAAGGAACCAUUUCGCUUUUGUGAAGAGCUCGAUACCAAAAAUUCAGACUGGUCCUCUAAUGCUGGUUCAUGCUUUUCAGCAAACAAACAAAAGCAAAAAACAAACAUGGCCGCUAUGGACUAUGAAGUGAGAAGAGAAAGAGGAAGCUUGGGGCAGACAUCUUGAAGCACUGGAUCAACACUUACACUUACACAAUGUGAUAACCUCUCUGUCUUCACUGCCAUUAUUACCUAUCAUCUCCAAGACCCAGGACCUAUUGCCAUGCCAUACUUAACCAGCUCUCAUUUUAUCCUUCUGUCCUUUCCACUUUCAGACGAGUGUUAUUUCAUUUCUGAUAAUAUGAGACAAAGCACUGCAAAAGCUUUUAGGUGUACCGGCUUCAAGUCUAAUUCAUUUUGUUCAUCAUAACAACCCAGAGUUACGUGGGGAGAACAAAGACUUGUGGUGAUUACAGUUUUAAAGCUGAGAGAUAAAUCAGAUAAACUCCAUCUCCACAAAUGUACUGUGGUGUAGUUAAUUAAUAAUUAAUAUUUUACUUGCUCAUAAAAUGUGACUGAAUAUGGAAGGCCUACCAUUGUAGUCUUCUGCUUCAAAAGAUGUGGGUUCUCCUUACUGUGAGCCAUUCAUGUGUAAUUAUUUCAUUUUUAUUCAUUUUUAAGAGAAGUUGGUGCCUUUUUGGUUCUAAACAGUUUUUCUGAUUCAAAUUUGACAGGUGUUUUUUGACCUUGUCAAAAUGUAAGGAUUUAUUUCAAAUUUCCAUUCUAGAAUACAGUUUAUACAGUACAUAUUCAUGCUAUUGUUAAAAAUAAAAUAAAUAUUUUUGCAUCCACUUAUAUAAAAAGGUACACAUGUUAUGUAUUCUGCUGAAGUGGAAUGAUUGUAAUAGGACUAACAUAAUUAAAUCCCAGAGUUUGUGAUUGUGUUCAUAUUCAUAAAUCAUAAGUUAUUUCUAGCAUGAUCAGUAUAUCAUACAUACUAUGUCGUAUGCGUAUGGGGGAAAGUUGACUAGUCUUGCAGAGCAGGCUCAAGGGGGGGGGGGGGGAGAACGUUAGCUAAUUAUCUGGGUUUCAACUGAAGUUGAAUACAAAUAUCUGUAUUACUGGUAUCACUACUUUAUCACUAUUUCUUACUGAGCAUUCGGCAGAUACAAUUGGCCUACUUUAUUCUACCACUGGCUUUAACUUACACACAACUUAUACAUCUUCAAUAUGAAAUUAAUCUUCUAACAUUCCCUCAGGACUUCGAUGUAUGCCCUAUAAAUAUAUGUAAUCUUUAUGUCUGGCACAUAUAUUUAUCUUAUUUCCCUUAAAGUAAUUUCAGAAAAUCUUUUCUUUGAGCAUUCGAGUAAUUCACGUUUAAAUGCUGGAAAGAAAUCUGCUUACACUCACAAAAUUGUAAAUAUGUUUGUAAAUGAAGGAUUAUGUGUGUGUAACAUAUUUAUGUGUAUGCGUAUAUGUGUAUACUGAUAAAAAUACAUUCAACUAUGAGUUAUCGUUUUUUAUUUAUGGGACUAUGGGAGACCGAAUGGAAGUUUUGCUUUGGAAUGUGUUUUUUUCCUGUAAAACAGAAGAGGGUUCUCCCUAUUGGCAGACACCAAGCCUCAGAGUGAUGUUGAUGUUGGAAAAUAUUGCUGUACAAUUGUUUGUAUCGGACUCCAUAUAGCGAAGGAGUUUCAUUACAGAACGAUUGCAGGGUUCAGUAAGUAUGUGAGACCAAUCGGUUUUGGCACGAUGGCUUUCAACAUUGGUAUCUUUCCAGGAAGUGUCAUAAUCUUUGUAUAUUUAGGAGUUAACACAAUAAGACUAAGAAAAAUGGCAUUAUUAUUUUAUUUUUUUCAAAAUAAGGGAAAAUGAAGUUGAAAUAUGAAUGGAAAAUCCAUAGAGAGGACUACUUGCAAGAAUUGCAGUGCCUGCAGAUUCAACUGAAGUUAACAUUGUAAUAUUUUUGUGGUAAACGUAGUGGUAAGGUGUGUACAGUAUAAUCUAAUUUUAUAUCACCGCAAGGUUUGUUGACCAUGUUGCUUUUUUCUGGAGAGCCUACAUCUACGACGUGUUCAUAGGUGUUUGCGUUUGUGUACACUUUGCUGCUCAUCAGUGAGAGAGCUUGUCGAGAGAAGAUGUUGAAAAACAUCAGUAUGAUACUGUACUGUAUUUCAUUGAGAUCUUGAUCUGACGCUUGGACUCUUCUCCCUAGUGUGUGAAUGUACAAUUUGUGUAUUUUAUUCUUUUGAUGUUGACAUAUAUUUCUGGCCAACUGUUUAUUACUGAAUGUGGGCAGUCUUGCAAAUAAAGAACAUUAUCAGCUAACAA